AUGAGCGAUCCCGGACCGAACGUGUCCGCCGCAAAAAUGGGUCUUAUUUCGGUCUAUUUGAAGCUAUCUUCAACUGUUGUUUCUUACGCGGUGUAUUUUCUGGUGGCGCCCAAUCUAUCCCAUUGGACCAUCUACUUCUUCCAUUCUCUACCCGAUAUGGGGGUAGCCACACAAAAGGUCCGCGGAUCCAAGGCCCAAGGGAGUCCUCGCUUCAAGUUCCCUUACUCUGCUAGCUGUACACAUAAAACCAAACGUCCGAUUCAGUUGAAUGAAUACUUCCCACGUCGAACAGGCGUACUACAAACCACUGUGGUGAAGUGCUCAUACAUAACCUUCUCGCCGGCUUCACCGGACGGCACGCCGAAACUCUCUAGCCACAAUAAUCAGGUGGCUGAGAUACGCUCAUCUGACAUACGCGUUCGCCUGCAAAGAAAUCAAAGCAAUUCUUUGAAUUCAAUUUGUAUCCGCCGCGCGCGAUACUUUUCGUCGUCUUUUAACCAUCAUGGCACGAUGUGGAUGUGCGGUGUGGACAUGGUUGCAUUGUGUAAAGGCAACCCUAUCUAUAGACGCCCGGUUGCCGGUGGUAUUCGACAGAUCCCGAUUCCGUUGAGGAUAGGACUGCUCUCGUAUACUCUAUCGUAUCUUGUUUCCGAAUAUCCAUUAAAUGGGCUUGAUUCUGAGCGCAUGAGGCGUCGCCCAUCUGACUUUUUCUAUGAGCUAAUCCGAUCUCCUCAGCGGGCUAACCCAACCAUAGGUCUGGAAUUCCACGAGGGGUCCAUCCUGUACACCGACAUCUGCGAGCUAGCCGAACUUUUGGGCUGCAUCGUCGUUCUUGUCGGUAUGCCAUCGGAUACGAGUAUAAUUUGCUCUUCGGGUUGCCGCCUCCUCUUUAGUCAGAAAAAUGCACAUAAAAUCGAUUGCGCCGUAGAUCGAAUAAUAUAUCCUCAUCAAAAUAAUUACGAGGAGCGCUUUCAAUGGAACGGUAACGUUUCCCACUUGCGCCGACUAGCAAGGAGAGCUCCUCGGAUGCAUACACUUUUCAUUCAGGCCCCAUGGAGGAAGAGUCAACCAAUUUGUUUCCAGUUGCCUCGGUUACAGAUACAGUGCCGAGUUAAUUGGGUAGGUUGGAGAUCUUGCGUGUCCCAAAUAAUGGCUUCGUAUCAAGAUAACGAGCCGUACGCUGCCAAGUCUACUGAAUGGCCUCAGACGUUUCGCGAUUUCGGUACCGGGAACUCUUGGUCAUCUACUGUGGCUCAUGGCUUCGUCGUGUUAGUCUUGUCGACGGUUGCUGAAGAUGCGCGGAGUUCCGAUAUUUCCGAAUACACCCCAGCGAAUAGAGUGCUAUCCUCAGAGGAUUUUUCGACUUCUUGGACUACUGUUACCUUUGCCUAUUCACAACAGCAUUUCCCAGUGACGCAUAUCCCGUGCACGAGUGUCCCUUCUGGACAUGCAGCUCAAGCGUGUUUAAUCGGUUUCCCAGGUUUUAAUCAGCACAGGGUUUUGGGGUUCAAUACGAGGCGCACGCCAGUAAAUGACGGGCGUUAUUGGAAGCAGGUCCUUGGCGAAAGCAGCCUUCUCUAUUUAUUAAAGCAAGCCACGGAUCAAAAGCCGGUCCCGGAAACGAAGUCACCUGCGCAGCUUUCGAUAGAACUCGUACCUUCUGUGUCCCUGAUACCUACUAACGCUUUCUAUGGAAUAUUGGACUGGGCCGAGGGUCAUUUUGCCGCAAGGCAAGGAUUGCACAUCAAAUCUAGUCUUCAAGACAUAACUGUGCCUGCAGAGCGUAUCCUCGAGGAUGCAACGGGUUGUCACCACGAAGACGCCGCACGUCCGCGGUCUCCAAUGAUUCCAAGUUCCUCUCGACCUGCCUUUCCUAGCCAUCGUCAACCGUCAUAUGUCAAAUUGUCGUCCCUUUAG
Molecule: messenger RNA, 1917 nt
Organism: Guyanagaster necrorhizus
Lineage: Eukaryota; Fungi; Basidiomycota; Agaricomycetes; Agaricales; Physalacriaceae
Exons: 16
Coding region: 1-1917 (638 amino acids)
Source: RefSeq, a predicted model, not a curated record